Messenger RNA from Amphibalanus amphitrite, 3611 nucleotides. RefSeq names its product protein EFR3 homolog cmp44E-like (gene stmA). Lineage: Eukaryota; Metazoa; Arthropoda; Thecostraca; Balanomorpha; Balanidae. Gene Ontology annotation, biological process: protein localization to plasma membrane. The record is from RefSeq and is a predicted model, not a curated record. Gene Ontology annotation, cellular component: plasma membrane. The transcript is spliced from 18 exons. Bases 141 to 2663 code for a protein of 840 amino acids.
CACCACCCACCACCUCCACCCCCACCGUCGGCGGCGGCGGUGGCGCGCGCACGGUCGAUGUCGCCUCGUCGCCGAUCAAUGCGGUGUGCCUCCGUCGGCGGCCGGGUGGCGGGUCGGCCAGUCGGCACGCUCGCGUCAACAUGUUCGGCUGGUGCGGUCUGCCGGAGCUCUCUGAAGCGCUGGGCACCGCCGCCGACAAGUGCACCAGUCCAUCCUGCUGCUGCGGCCUGUGCUCUGCUCUCCGACCGAGAUGGAAGCGACUGGUGGACAACAUCUACCCCGUCAACCCGCAGGAUGGGCUGGUCAAGUCGAACAUGAAGAAGCUGACCAACUACGUGCACUUGUCUCCGGAAAAGUUGGACAGGAUCGGAGAGUACCUCGAGUCGAGGGUCAGCCGGGACAUCUACCGACGGCGCACCGGCGGCGUGCUGGUCUCUGUCGAGGCCAUGGACGAGCUGGUGUCCACCUGUAAACCAGAGAACCUGAACCUGUUUGUCGAGAGCUUCCUGAAGACGGUGCAGCGCCUGCUCGAGUGCCAGGAGCCCCAGAUGCAGGUGCUCGCCACGCAGUCGUUUGUCAAGUUUUCCAACAUUGCCGAAGACACGCCGUCCUACCACCGGCGAUACGACUUUUUCGUCUCCAAGUUCUCGUCCAUGUGCCACUCGUCUCACGCCGAUAUGGACACGAGGAUGGAACUGCGGACUGCCGGUCUGCAGGGGCUGCAGGGAGUGAUAAAGAAGACCGUCAGCGACGAUCUGGUCGAAAACAUCUGGACCGAAUCGCACAUGGAUAAAAUCAUUCCCUCCUUGCUCUUCAAUAUGGACAAGAGCAACCAGCCGUCGGCAGCGCAGCUGACCACGGAGACUGCCGUGACCUCUGCCAACCGUCCGUCGAUGGGCGGCGGGUCGCCACCCGAGCUGGCGGAGACCUGUCUCAGGCAGCUGGUCGGACGAGCUUCGUACGCGCAUAUCAGGAGAUUCAUGAAACCCGUGCUCAGACACCUGGACAACCACGGUCUCUGGGUCCCGAAUCAGUUCGCCGUCGAAACGUUCAGGGUCAUCAUGAACUCUAUUCCGACUCAACACUCAUACGCUGUGAUCCAGCUGCUGAUGACGCACCUGGACGAAAAGUCUCGCUCGGAGGCGCCGGUGCGCACGGGGAUUGCUGAGGUGUUGGCCAAAAUUAUCACCAUCGCGGCCGGCGAGUGCGUUGGUCCCUCCGUUCUGGAGAUCAUCAACUCCCUGCUGAGUCACCUGCGUCAGUCCGUGACUGCCGACCGCGGCGCCGGCACGCAUAAGGACCAGAGCGACGAGCGGCAGUACCAGGAGGCGCUGAUUGACGCGCUCGGAGAGUUCGCCAACAAUCUGCCAGACUAUCAGAAGAUCGAGAUUAUGAUGUUCAUCAUGGGCAAGGUGCCGCAGUACCCGGGAGACCGGGAGCGUCAGGAGGCCGACUCGGAGGGCGAGGUGCUGCUACAGAACAUGCUGCUCAGGAGUCUGCUCAAGGUGAGCACCAAAUAUACAUCGCUUAACCUGGCCACGACGUUCCCGCUGUCGUUCCUGGAUCCGCUGAUGAGAAUGUCACUGGCCCCCGAUCCGGAGAUCCGACUCAUUGUUCAGCAGAUUCUGCACACGCUCAUCGACCGGAGAGGGAACCUGGCUAAACUGGAUAAACCCAGACUGGACGUCACCCAGCUGGACCUCCAGCUGCAUAAGUGUUCCCGACAGGACGUCAUGUUCAUAAAACGGAACGGCCCCGAGAUGCUGCUCUGUCUGCUGGAGAGUCUGGAGCUGGCCAAUAACGGUCUGGAUAAUCUGGAGGCGGUGUACCGCACCCUGGCGCUUCUCUGGCUGGAGGUGAACGGACCCGACUUCCUGCCUGACGUGCUGCGGCUGACACUUGAUAUGCAGGAGAUCGCCCUGAACUCGGAGAUGAGCCAAACGCUGCGGAUAAACCUGCACAUUCUGGCCAUUACCUUCGCCAACUUUGUGUCCUGCCACUCCAACGUGCCGGGGCUGUUCCAGUACGUCAAACAAGUGGUGUCUGCCCGCCAGCUGGCCUCCUCCCACCUCCUGCCGGACCUGAAGAGUCACUACGAUCCGCACCUGGGCCGCGAGCCGCCGGCCGCUCCGCUGCUCCUGGACCAGGCGCGGCUGACCGAGGUGCUGACCACCCACGGACUGGACGCCAGCCGACUGCAGACGCCCUUCAGCAACAUGAUGCCUAGUUCGGCGUCUGUGUGGCAGAAGCGUCAGAGCAUCCUGCAGAACAGCGACCGGGACCUGAACAACAUCACAGUCGAGGUGGACAGCAUGUCCUCCUCCAUAGGACUCUUCAAGCCGAAGCCGCCGCCGGAGUCGGUGAGUUUCGAGGCGAUGCGUCGCCUGGUGAGAGCACCGCCGGAGGAGAGGAGGGCAGAGCAGGAGGAGGAACGUCAGAAACUGACAGAGGCGUGCCGCACACUCAGUCUGCACGCGCUCAGCCAGCAGAGCGGCGCCGGGGCUGACACGCUGCGUGAGAAGCUGGACGAGAUAUUCGCCCGCCUGAGUGACGCUCCGGACGGCGAGGCGGCCGGCGCGCUGAGCGACGACCCGGGUCAGCCUCCCGUAUACCGGGCACCCACACUUCAGGAGAUGCACUUCCCCGAGCUCUUUGUCUACUGAACGGUGACGUAGGCAAAGCGGUCCCUCCCCAGCUUCUUCUAGCUCUCUGGAAUCUGUGCGGGAGAGUGGUAGCUCGUCUCGGCUUGCUUCCCUGCUCGCUGGGCUGCUGUAGGCUAGUCUCUGUGAGCAGUGUCAGGUGUGGUGGGGCAGCUUCCAAAGGAUGACAGCGAAUGAGCUGACCGGUUUAGCGACUCAUCCUCUUCAAGACGUAGAGCGGGGCAUACUGUUAGGACGGAGAGCGGGGCAUACUGAGCCGUCGUUGGGUACGACGGUAACUAGAGUGGCCUUUUUGGAUGCAUCUAACAACGCGUCAUUGAAUUCCGAACAUUCAUGGAUGUGUUUAAAAGAAAUUUAUUCCAAAGACGUCAGGCAACAGGAAAAGGCAUGUGAUGUGAAGUUUCAGGGCACCUGAAAAAAUAUUCUAUUGUAGCAGACGUGUUACAAGAUGAGCUGAGCGAAAUAAGAAUCAGCUGGUGGUCUUUUGGUCAUAUCAGGAUUGGCAAAUGGUCCAUGCGCUGUUGAAUGUCGGUUGUCCGCUUAUAUUUUGUCUGUGUCAUUCGAGGAUAUUCUACGAUGUCACCCGAAUCCCUUACUGUGGUUUAUUGCUUGGCUAGUUUGACGUGGUUGUUUUAUCAGUAGCCUGCGGUUUAUGUGAUGUCCCUGCUCUACUCGGAUCUUAGUGUCGCUAACGUAAAUUGUGAACAAGUCAUAUUGCUGUGAGCUCAAUAUUCCUACAGAAUAGCCAAUCUAUCUCUUGAACUGUUGUACCAUGGAAUGCUAUAUGUGUUAAAUUGUUGAUUUUGAAAUGACUAAUGGCGAUGAAUAAAAUGUGAAAUCGCCAAUACUUACUUUGUAAUCGAUGGUUUAUGAUACGUAAGACUGUUUAGAUGUGUAACAAUCGAGUCCACAUAAUCAAACAUCAAGCCAAAUACAACACCAUCCUGACUU